AUGCUGCUGCUGAUAUUGAUUUAUUAUCUUUUCAUCGGGCUCGCGACCACAGCAGCAGCAGCAGCGGAAUUCCGAUCCGAGGUUCCGCCGUCAGAUGUUUUGCAACGGUCCCGAGGCAUGGAAGUCGUAAAGAUUUGUCUAGUUUUCGCCUUGGCGAUCGCUAUCGCUUCAGCUGCCCUAAAUCACACCCUGUUCGAGGAAGAGAACGAUCUUGCCGAUUUCGGGCGACUGAUCGUAGAUUUGGUGGGUAAGACCAAGCCCGGACACUGCUAUGCCUUCGUUACGGAUCCCAUCUAUCGGGUGACGCUUACGGACACGCUGUUCAAAGAGAUCGGCAGUCAUCCCCGAUUUGUGGUUGAGAUUCCCGAGGACGAGGACACGCUGCGACCGGGCAAGCAGGUGCGCUGCAUGCUGGAAGAGAUCCGUAAGAUCGGCUGUGGCGCUUACGUGGUUCUGAUUGCGAACGGGAUUCAGAUGGAGCGAUUCCUGAGGUAUGGGGACAAAACUCGGAUUCUGGACACGAGAGCAAAGUUUAUCAUUCUGUACGACUAUCGUCUGUUUGUUCCGGAACUUCACUACCUGUGGAAGCGUAUCGUCAACGUGGUGUUCGUGAGAACGCUAACGGUCGAGAACAGUCACAAACGAAGUCACUUCGAGCUGAGUACGGUUCCGUUUCCGCUGCCGUUGAAGGGAGUUUUCGUCUCGAAGCGGCUGGACUUUUGGCACAACGGCAAGUUCCGUUACGGAAGAAAGCUAUUUUCGGAUAAGACGGCUAGCUUGGACGGACAGACGAUGCGCGUGGUAGUGCUGGAACAUACCCCAGCGAUAUUUCGUACGACGCUUAACGAAACCAGCAGCGAACGUCGACAGCGCAUCAAGUACAGCGGACUCGAGGUGGAACUACUCAAGGCCGUUGCCCAAGCGAUGCGAUUCGAAAUGAGUCUGUACGAAACGGAAGAUGCUGGAACGGAAAAGUGGGGAACCAUUAUGGAGGACGACAACUCGACCGGACUGCUCGGUGAUAUGAACGAAGGUCGUGCCGACUUCGCACUUGCCGAUCUUCACUACACGCUGUACCACCUGCAAAUCAUGGACCUCAGCAUUCCGUACAACACCGAAUGUCUGACGUUCCUCACGCCGGAGGCCCUCACCGACAACUCGUGGACCACGCUGAUCCUUCCGUUUACUGGUGGAAUGUGGGCUGGUGUGCUGGUUUCGCUGUUUUCAAUCGGGACGGUGUUCUACGCGCUGUCCCGGCUUAUGAUGUACAUCCGGCAUGAGAAGAUCUACCGGCGGGAUCUGGAGUUAGUCGCGAAACGCAGGAAGGUUAAGAGCGCUAAGCGUGUACGGUUCGGUAACCUUAAGUUCUUAGCUGUCAAAGUUAUGAUCACUAACAAGAUGAAAACCUCUAAAAUUAGCAAACUAAGGACGAGAAUCAACCACGUGCUCAAGCGUAAACCUGUUGAAAAAGACACCCUAGACCUAAGCAAGCUUAAGAUGCUGAAAAUGGUUCCCUUCAAGCGGCAAGCGCUCCCUUGGAGAGAUCCACUACCUCCCAGAGAUAUCUUCGAUACCUUCUCCGGUUGCAUCAUCUACACCUACAGCAUGCUCCUCCUGGUAUCCCUUCCGCGACUUCCGAAAGGUUGGCCACUGCGCCUGCUCACCGGAUGGUACUGGAUCUACUGUAUCCUCCUGGUAGUCGCUUACCGAGCCUCCCUAACAGCGAUCCUCUCCAAACCGGUCGCUCGGCUGACCAUCGACAAGCUCAAGGACCUCGCCGAGAGUCCGAUCAGAUGCGGAGCGUGGGGAGAACAAAAUCGACUUUUCUUUCAAACCGCCCAGGACAAACCGUCGAUGAUCAUCGGUGGAAAGCUGGAGCACACGCCCGACCCGGACGCGGCCGUUGAACGGGUUGUCCGCGGUAACUUCGCCUACUACGACAACGUGUACUCGCUCAAACACCUCCGAUCGACGCGAAAGUCGGAAAAAGCUCGCCAAACGCUGCACAUCAUGGAGGAAUGCGCCGUCCACAUGCCGAUUUCGAUCGGGCUGGAGAAAAACUCUCCGCUGAAGCCAAAGGUGGACAAGUACGUGCGAGCGCUGGUCGAAACGGGACUGACCAAAAAGUGGCUAGCGGAUGCGAUCGAGGCGUUUCAGUCCAACGUAGAGCUGCCCCCGCAGGAAGCUACGAUGGACCUUCAGAAGCUGACCGCGGCCUUUAUCGGACUGGCCCUCGGGUAUGGGAUCUCGCUGCUGGCAUUCGCCGUGGAGAAGUUGUACUGGAAAUGUGUGAUCGAGAGGGAUCCGGCCUACGACAAGUACCUAACGGGGACGUGCCAUCGACGAGUGAUUAGACGUUGAGAUUCGAAGUUGGGCAUCUCAGUUCAAGGGUUUCCAAACAAAAAGUGGC
Messenger RNA from Culex quinquefasciatus (southern house mosquito), 2410 nucleotides. RefSeq lists its product as uncharacterized. Gene Ontology annotation, cellular component: membrane. The record is from RefSeq and is a predicted model, not a curated record. The transcript is spliced from 3 exons. Gene Ontology annotation, molecular function: glutamate-gated receptor activity. Bases 1 to 2361 code for a protein of 786 amino acids. Lineage: Eukaryota; Metazoa; Arthropoda; Insecta; Diptera; Culicidae.